Messenger RNA from Neocloeon triangulifer, 2088 nucleotides. Its product is annotated as mediator of RNA polymerase II transcription subunit 1-like. The coding region runs from base 1 to 1881 and encodes 626 amino acids. The record is from RefSeq and is a predicted model, not a curated record. Lineage: Eukaryota; Metazoa; Arthropoda; Insecta; Ephemeroptera; Baetidae. The transcript has 9 exons.
AUGGGCGCCUCUCAGCAGCUCUUUUUGCUGCUGCUCGCCCUGGCGGCAGCGCCCUUCAGGGUGAGCGCCAGGGUCGACAUCGUCCCCGCCCUUCUUGUGCACGAAGAACACCUGCCGCCCAUCGACCGCGAACCAACCUACACCCUCGCCAGCAGCAAGUCCUACUCGAAUUUGAAGGCGGCCGUGCUGGACGGCAAAAACUUUGGCUCGUACAACAUCAAACGUAGUCGGCCGUCGACAACGACAACCACCGAACAACCCUUUGCCAGGAUCAGAAUUAACAACAGUUUCCGCCAGCAAAGGGUCAGCAGCGUAUUUCCCAGUCACACGCAGGUCAUCUACAACCCUGCCAAAGCGGCCAAGUUGAUCGACCUGAGCGGAUCGUCGACAACAACAACAACGUCGACGACAACGACCACUGCUAAUCGGGUGGAGGCGGACGCUGAUCGCAUUUCAAUCACCACUAGAGCGCCGCAAUCAGAUAUAUUUUCAACUGUGACGGCUCCGUCUCUGAUCAAUGAGGCGAUUUUACUCCAGAGCUACACUUUGGACCCGAUUUCCUCCUUCCAAGAUACGAACUUUAUCUCUUCAACCCCAGCCGCCUCCACAUCAACCCCUAGUACAACAUCGACCAGCAGUGUGGCGCCAGCACCCUUGAUUUCAAGCACCCCGAGUGUUUCCAGCACCACCACCGUCCCCUCGACGACUACAAUCGACAUUGUGGAUUUCAUCAGAAACGAACUCAAAUCUAACAAGAAACCUUCGCCGCGGCCUUUCAUCGCGGGGAAAAUCUUUAGAAAGAGAAACAGUGAGAUGAAGCACCUGCCAGAGCAAAUCAUUCCGCUCACCUCUCUUAGGUCCUUCAAGCAAUUGGAGCACUUGGAGAGCUUCGCAGGAUCUUGCAGGAAUACACCUCAGUCCCAAAACUACUCCCACUCAACCAACAUGGUGAAGUUCCAGAUGAUCACCUUCGCCCUUGUGGCUCUUGCCGCAUUUGCCUUCGCCCAGGAGACCAGGGUUAAGCGCGGUUUUGGAGGUGGUGGUGGUUUCGGAGGAGGAUUUGACCACGGCUUUGGUGGCGGAUUCGGAGGCGGAUUUGGCGGAAGCAGCGGUGGUGGUGGACACGGAGGCGGCGGUGGCGGCGGUGGACACGGAGGAGGCGGCGGCGGCGGUGGCUACGGAGGUGGUCACGGAGGCGGCGGCGGCGGCAGCGGAUCUGCCUCUUCGAUCGCCCGCAGUGCCGCCGAUCAGGCGCACGCCUCCAUCGAGAAGCAGAACCUGGCCGCCCAGCAGGCCGCCUAUCAGGCCAAAUCUGCUUUGGCCGCCAACGCCAAGCAGGCCGCCCAGACCGCCCGUGCUGCCCUCGCCGGCAAGCAGGCCAUCGUGAACGCUCUGCACCAGGCUGCCCAGGACGCCCAGGCCCAGAUCGGCGCCGAGAUCGCCCAGCUUGACCAGGCCAACCGCGCCGCCCAGGCCGCCCAAAACGCCGCCCAGCAGGCCAACCAGCAGACUGCUUCCCUCACCGCUGCCCUCAACUCUGCCCAGAACGCCGCCGGUGCUGCCGAGAAGGCCGCCGGUGAGGCCGCUCAGGAGGUCGGCGCCCAGGAGCGCAUGGUCGCCAUGGCCAAGCUGCGUGCCCAGCAGGCCUCGAACCAACUGGCCGCUGCCAUCUCCGACCUGCACCAGACCCAGGCCCAGGCUGACCGCGCCGCCUCUCUGGCCGCCGCCGCUGCCUCCAACGCCGCCAAGCUGGCCGCCCAAAUCGCCGCCGAGGGUGCCGCUGCUGCCGCCGCUGGUGGCCACGGAGGUGGAUCCGGAGGUGGAUCCGGAGGCGGCUAUGGAGGUGGCAGCUCUGGCGGCCACGGAGGCUGGAAGAAGUAAAUCGAUCGCCGCCGAAGCCAAAGGUCGCGACAACUGAUUUCUCACAUCAUCUCGUCUGAAUGUUCCUGCAAACCUGCCAAUUUUAUUUUACUUUCCUGUCGUUCUUUCGAAACUGCUUGUUAAAGAGCACCAGCAGCUUUUACAAUGUUGCGUCAUGUGAUAUCGUAAAGAGCGCGAGACUUCAAUAAAAAUGUUUUUUAAACAUAA